UUGCUCUGUGUACCUAUUAGUUAAGGAUUCAAGCGUGAUCUUUGUUACAGCCCAGUACCUUUUUAGUUAAACGACUAGGGUUAUUAUAGCCUUUGUGCAACUUUCAAGGCUCAUUGAAUUUUAUUUUUCAGUUUUGAGUCCAUACGAGCUGAAACGAUGUUUGGUGGAUUGAGUUCCUGGGUAGUUCUGCACUGCCAUUGACAUUUGUUGACAGUAACGGAAGAAACAACUGUGGUGCUAAGGUUUGAAGUUACAGUUUCCUUGUGUGAGUGAGCACUAAAGGAAAGCUGAAGUUAAAGAACCACACAAGAAUUGCCACGAAAUUUCAUUGAUGUAUACUGAUUUUAAACAAGAAUAUUUGGGAUGCCACUAUUUGGUAUAGAUUGCACUCGAUCGAAACCUCAAGAGGAAGAGAGAUCUUUAAAGGCAAAUGACAGAAAUCACAAUAUGAAAUUCCAUUAUGUGAACAAUCGAAUUAAAACGUCCAAAUAUAACAUUUUCUCAUUCUUGCCAAUCAACUUGUUUGAGCAGUUCCAACGAAUUGCCAAUGCUUAUUUUUUGUUUUUACUUGUUUUACAGCUUAUUCCACAAGUUUCAUCUCUGUCUUGGUAUACCACAGUUGUACCCUUAAUGCUGGUGUUGAUGAUAACGGCAGUGAAAGAUGCCAUUGAUGAUUAUAAUCGUUACAAGAGUGACAACCAAGUCAACAAUCGAGAGGUUAUGAUUCUAAUGAAUGGGGAGUUGCAGAGAGAAAAAUGGAUGCAUGUUGAGGUGGGCGAUAUAAUUAGGAUGGAGAAUAACCAGUUUGUAACUGCAGACUUGCUAUUACUAUCAAGUAGUGAACCAUAUGGCCUGACUUACAUUGAGACAGCAGAGCUUGAUGGGGAAACAAAUCUGAAGGUUAAGCAGGCAUUAACCGUGACAUCAGACAUGGGUGACCACACACAGGAUCUGGCAUCUUUUGAUGGUGAGGUUAGAUGUGAAGCACCCAAUAACAGGCUGGAUAAAUUUAAAGGAACACUUACCUACAAAGGAAACAAAUAUCCAUUAGAUAAUGAAAAAAUACUAUUGCGUGGGUGCACUUUGAGGAAUACAGAAUGGUGUUAUGGACUUGUCAUCUUUGCAGGGCAAGACACAAAACUGAUGCAGAAUAGUGGAUUAUCAGCUUUUAAGCGAACUAAUAUCGAUCGACUGAUGAAUAUUCUUGUUUUGUGGAUUUUUGGCUUCCUCAUCAUGAUGUGUACAGUUCUGGCUAUUGGAAAUAGUAUCUGGGAAUCUCAGAAAGGGUACUACUUUCAGGUCUACUUGCCAUGGGACAGUGAUAUGCCAAACGCUUCAUUUUCUGGAUUUCUAAUGUUCUGGUCGUAUGUGAUCAUUCUGAAUACCGUUGUCCCAAUAUCCCUUUAUGUCAGCAUUGAAGUUAUACGCUUGGGCAGCAGCUUCUACAUUGGCUGGGAUUCCAAAAUGUACUACCCAAAGAAGGACACUCCAGCGUUAGCCCGCACAACAACAUUAACUGAGGAGCUUGGACAAAUCCAGUAUAUUUUUUCUGAUAAAACAGGGACCCUGACACAGAAUAUCAUGGUAUUCAACAAGUGCACAGUUAAUGGCAAAAUGUACGGAAACGUGUACGAUUUAACCGGGCAAAGGAUAGAUAUUACAGCAAAAACAGAAACGGUGGAUUUUUCAUUUAAUCCUAUGGCCGACCCAAAAUUUAUGUUCUAUGACCACAGUCUCCUGGAAGCUGUUAAAAUUGGUGAUCCUGAAGUCCAUGAAUUUUUUCGUCUGCUUUCACUUUGUCAUACAGUGAUGCCUGAAGAAAAGCAGAAAGGUGCCCUAAUGUAUCAGGCUCAGUCUCCAGAUGAAGGUGCACUUGUCACUGCAGCAAGAAAUUUUGGCUUUGUUUUUUUGUCCCGUACUCCUGAGACAAUAACUCUAGUUGAAAUGGGUAAAACUGUUGUCUAUCAAUUGCUUUCUAUUCUGGACUUUGAUAAUGUGAGGAAAAGAAUGUCUGUCAUAGUUCGACAUCCUGAUGAGAAACUGUAUUUGUACUGUAAGGGGGCUGACACCAUUGUGUUUGAGAGACUUAAUUCUGCAUCUCAGCAUUUAAGAGACAUAACCACUACACAUCUCGAUGAAUUUGCAGGUGAUGGUUUACGCACAUUAGCCUUGGCGUAUAAAGAAUUAAAUGAAAUAUAUUUUACAAACUGGCAACAACGGUACCAGGAGGCAAGCACUGCAUUAGAAAACCGUGAAGAACAACUGUCUGAAUUGUAUGAAGAAAUUGAAAAAGACUUAACGUUAUUAGGUGCUACAGCGGUUGAAGAUAAACUCCAAGAUGGUGUUCCACAGACAAUUGCAACACUUUCAAAAGCAAAUAUCAAGAUUUGGGUCCUUACAGGUGACAAACAAGAGACAGCUGUAAAUAUUGGCUAUGCAUGUAAUAUGCUGAAUGAAGACAUGAAAAACAUAUUCAUCAUUGAAGGCAACAAUUCAGAAGAAGUACGUGUAGAACUGAGAAAAGCUUCAGCAAUAAUGAAAAAAGAGGAUCAAGCAGAAAUCAGCAUCAAGCAGCCAAAGAAACCAGUUGUCAUACCUGAAGAAAAUGUCGAUGGGGAGUAUGGGCUCGUGAUCAAUGGAGAUUUACUGGCAUAUGCUUUGGAAGACAUGGAAAUAGAAUUCCUAAAAACAGCUUGUCUUUGUAAAACAGUUAUCUGUUGUCGUGUAACACCCCUUCAGAAAGCUCAAGUGAUAGAACUGGUGAAAAAGUACAAAAAAGCCAUAACCUUGGCAAUUGGAGAUGGUGCAAAUGAUGUAAGCAUGAUCAAAGCUGCUCACAUUGGAGUUGGUAUAAGUGGUGAAGAAGGAACACAGGCUGUCCUUUCAAGUGAUUUCUCCUUUGCUCAAUUUCGUUAUCUGCAGCGUCUGUUAUUAGUCCAUGGAAGGUGGUCAUAUUUUCGCAUGUGCAGAUUUCUCAGUUACUUCUUCUAUAAAAAUUUUGCCUUCACAUUUGUUCACUUUUGGUAUGGAUUUUUCUGUGGAUUUUCAGCACAGACUGUGUAUGAUGAAUGGUUUAUUACACUGUACAAUUUAGUGUAUACAUCUCUUCCUGUAUUAGCAAUGAGUCUGUUUGAUCAGGAUGUUAAUGACCGCUGGAGUAUGGCAUAUCCUCAACUCUAUGAACCUGGACAGUUUAAUCUUUAUUUCAACAAAUUGGUUUUUGUGAAGUGUAUUAUCCAUGGAGUUUAUAGUUCCCUGGUUCUUUUUUUUAUUCCAUAUGGUUCCCUAUUUGAAGCAGUGAGAGAUGAUGGAGAGACAGUAUCUGACUAUCAGUCUUUUGCUUUAAUUGCUCAGACAUGUUUGCUUGUGGCCGUUACUUUGCAGAUCGCACUGGAUACGUCAUUUUGGACAGCAAUCAACCAUUUCUUUAUCUGGGGAAGUCUUGCUGUCUACUUUGCAAUUACUUUUACAAUGUACAGCAAUGGCAUGUAUCUGAUGUUUCCAACUUCAUUUCCUUUUAUUGGUACUGCAAGGAAUGCCUUGAACCAACCACAUGUAUGGCUGACCAUCUUUCUAUCAGCAGUGAUGUGUGUCCUGCCAGUUGUUAUUGUGCGAUACCUCAGCUCUGAGCUAAGACCUACGUCCAUUGAUAAACUGCAACAUAAAAUUAGGAAAAUCAAGACACUUCCUCCAAAGCAAAUGGUCGCACGCCUGAAACGACCCAGUGCACGUCGAUCUGCAUAUGCUUUUGCUCAUCAACGGGGUUUUGGUGCCCUCAUUACUUCAGGGAAGAACAUGCGAAUGGGGAAUAUCAACUUGAAGCCUUCAAAGACUGUCACAUAACUAAAUAUUGAACAGGAAAUAUGAAUCUGAUUUAAUAUAUGUAACCACAUCGAAAUGAAACCAACUUUACAUGGGAAUGUGACAGAUGAAUACUGGUAAAGGGAACAAUUAAUAUUUGUAGAUCUUAAAGUACUGACUGUACAAAUGUCAUCUUAUGUGGAUGUACAAGGUUUUGUGGCUCUAAACCUAAACAACACAAAAAUGAAAUCAAGAUGAAUUAUGCCUAAUUUAAAAUAUCAAUAAUAGAUCUUCAGGAGUCAACUUAUUUUUCCCUUUCAGGAGCAUGCUAAUUUGAACAGUCUUUGCAAAUGGAGACUAAAUUCAAAAUGUUUACGGCACAUGAAUCAAAAUAGCAGUAAAAUCACAAUCGCAAAAUUUCUCAAAUGCAGCUUGUUUUCAAGAAGAUUUGUUUACAGUUUCCACUUCUGUACUCACAAUGUUUUGAAAUUUUCAUUAAUGAGAAUUGAUAUAUUUUUUUAACUCUAGGUAGGUUGUAUCUAGAUUUUGGUUAAAAUCACUUAGGGUAGGUAGUGAGAUAGAGUCAGAGUCAUACAGCAUGGAAACAGAGCCUUUGGUCCAACCAGCCCAUGCCAACUAUGAUCCCAAAUUAAACUAGUCCCACUUGUUUGCAUUUGGCCCAUAUCCCUCCAAACAUUUCUUAUUCAUGUCUUCAUCAAAAUGUCUUUUAAAUGUUAUAAUUGUACCCACAUCCACCACUUUCACUGGAAGUUCAUUUCACACACGUACCACUCUCUGUAUAAAAACAUUGACUGUCAUAUAUUUUUUAAAUCGUUCUCCUGUCACCUUAAAAAUAUGCCCCCUUGUUUGAAAUCCCCCAUUCUAGGGGAAAGACACCUACUAUUCACCUUAUCUAUACCUUUAAUUAUUUUAUAAACUUCUCUUCUCAACCUCCUAUGCUCUAGUGAAAAAAAUCCCAGCCUAUCCAGCCUCUCCAUAUAACUCAAACUCUCCAUUCCCAGCAACAUCCUGGUAAAAUGAUGAUCUAGCUAGUUUCCAUUGUGUUUGUCGAUACUGACAAUUGUUCAUCUAUUUGUUCUCCAGAAUCACGUCUAUUUAUUUCUUGCACUGGUAGAUUUGGGAAACGUGAGUCCACUUCAUGUUUGAAAGAAGCUAUUCCAUUCCAAGCAAUAGCCAUUUUGUUAUACUGUAAGUUGAAAACUGAAGACCACUAUAAAUUGGAAACAUCAUGUAAUUUUCAAUAUAAAUCUGACAUAAGAUUUGCUAUAUUGAGCUACUUGGACAGAUAUUAAAUGCUAUUUUCUAGUUAAACUUUCAAACAUAUCAGGAGUAGCAGGGACAUGAAAUGUUGGAGGAUACAUUUGUUACAUUAGUGUUCCUGUGAAACACUGUGACUAAGAGGGGUUAGUUAUAAAUAUUUGAGCCAAAUCAUCAUCUGCAGCCUUUCCACAAAUAUUUCCAGACUGAAUCAGAGUUGGAGACCUCAGGCAGUUCAAGUGUACUAAUGUGAAUUGUUACCCAGGAAAUGUUAGACAGAUUAAAAUUUAGACUACGUAUGGUGUAACAACAUAAUCUUACCCCAACUCCAGACCUCUGACUACUUCUCCCCAACCACCUAUCUUAAGCCUGAACCCCCCACAAACUAACUAUCUCCCACUGAUACAAUGCAAUACCUCUCUAAUCCACUAAGUACCUUGCUGACAUGACUAAUUCUCAAGAAUAAUUCCCGACAUUACCUCACCCCACUUCCCUUUCUAAGCAUCUGACUUGUCACCCACCUAACUACCCUUCCAACCAUCCGACUACCAUCCCUAUCUGACCUGACUACAGCUGACUUCACUGCCUUCUGUGACCACCUGACUACCCUCCUGAUCAUCCAAAUACACUCCCUCCUAGACCCAACCUAUCCUCCUAACCACCCGACUAAUUCUCUGACUGGAUCUCACUUAGCUCCAUUAUCCUGCAACUACUUUCUCACCCAUACGACUACCCUCCUAACCAUUCAACCAAUUACCCACCCUGCCCUUUAUUCACUUACCCAUCCUGCCAACCUACUCACCUCACCCACCAUACUCCCUACCUAUUUGCCCAGUAACCUCCUUCACUCAUGUACCCAUUCACCCACUUACUGACAUAUCCAUUUGCUGUGCCAUUCAUUAAAAUUCCAAUUGGAUACUUACAUUUACCAUAUAGCAGCUAGGACUGUAAAGAAAAAGGAUGUGUCUUCUCUUCCCCGACUCUACUGCUGUCUAAUGGAGUUCUAUGAGUGUACCUGUGCUGCAAUGCACAGAUCUCAGAUGUCCGUGCAGUAGAAGAAAAAAAUAGAGGGAAUAUUGCUCAACUCUCCUCUAAUCCUUCUAUGAAUUGCUUUACAUUUAUGUCACUGGUUAUUGACUGCUUUGCUCAGGAAAUAGUUUCUUCCUUUCCACUCUUCAUACACCAUACAGUCUUCUCUGUUUAUAACAAAAGAACCGCAGCCUAUUCAAACUUUUCUUAUACACAGAAUUCUCCAUUUUUGGCAAAAAUCUGGUAAACUCUCUCACUAGCGUAAUCAUAUCCUUUUUGUAAUGUGAUAAGAAUUGUAUGUAGUAUUCUAUCUGAGGCCCAGCGAGUAUUUUAGAAUAACUCUUGCUCUUAGAUGCUAUCUCUGCUAUUUAAGGAAUAUAUGCUAUAUAUUAGAGGAACAAAGGAAUGAUGAGUUUGCAAAAUACAACACCAUAGCAAAUGGACAAAGUUUACUAUAACUGCAGAACACAGUCAAUGACAAAAUAGCCUUAGAUACACAAGAAACCUGUCCACGUGUAUGUCUUCUAAACUUUUCUACCUUCUUUCAAUAUAUCUUGAUCACAAUUACCCUGUGCACAUCUAUGAAGCUUCUGCAAUACGAGUUGCUGGACUAAAUAUGCAUUCUGUGAUCAUACUUGAUAUUGUUUUAUAAGUUUGGUCUGUACUUCUAAAUUCUAUACUUUUCUUCUGCUUUCAACCCAAAGCUUUAGCACUGAAGUUUAUUUCAAAGGGAUGUUAAAAGAAAGUGUUGAAAAUGUCACACAGGUCAGGCAGCAACUGUACCGAGAACUGACAAGCUUGGACAUGUCAUCAUGGCCUUCAUUUUUAGAGUCCAGUCAUGAAUUUUGAAUUUGUUUUCUAUUGCAAUGCAAUAAUCAAUAAAUAUAUGCUCAACAGAAACCAGAAGAACAAAUGCACCAUAUAUCUGAGAAAAUGCUGAGCAAUUGUUCCAUUAGAACUGUACAUUUUUUUUCUGUUUUAUUAGAAAUAACAGUGGCUCAGUUGUUAGCACUACUCCCGCACAGCACCAUGGACACCGGUUUGAUUUCAGCCUUGGGUGAUUGUCUGUGUGGAGUUUGCACGUUCUCCUUUUGCCUGCGUGGGUUUCAUCCAGGUGCUCCAGUUUCCUCCCAUAGUGCAAAGAUAUGCGGGCUAGAUGAAUUGGCCAUGCCACAUUGCCCAUAAUAUCUAGGGUUGUGCAGGCUCAGUGGAUUUGCCAUGGGAAAUGCAGGAUUACAGGGAUAUGAUUGGAGUGGGAGUGAGUCUGGGUAGAAUGCUCUUUGAAGGGGCUGUGUGGACUUGAUGGGCUUCCACACAGUAGGGAUUCUAUGAUUCUAAGACUUGUCCUUUAUUUAUCAGUUAAUUCAGUUGGAAUAUCAAAAACCAGCAGCUCACUAUUUAGAAAAAUAUGCAAAAUGUCCCGCCUGGGUGCAUCAUGUUGGCAGAUGAUGAAGAAUGGCCCUGAAAGAAAGAACCUAUUUGAUAUGGCUCUAAACACAAGUCAAUAUCACAAAGAUUAGGAAUAGAACAACACAUGAUUAUGGAAUAAAUAUACAGCAAGUGGUUAUGGUCUGAAAUGCAUGACCUUAAAGGAUGUUUUUUUCAAAGGGAAUUUGAUUAAACAUAUAAAGGGAAACUAACCACAUGACUAAGAGGACAAGGCAGGGAAAUGGGGCUAGCUAAAUUGCUCUGGGGACUAUCUGAAAGGAUGCAAUGGACCAAAUGUCCUUCAAUGCUAUAUGAUUCUAUAUUUGCUUUUUGUUUAAGGCCAUGCCUUGUAAUGCUAUCUCCACGUAACCACUGGCUAUUCUUCCAUUUCAAUGUUCAACUUAGUGAAUGUUGAAAUGAAAAUGUUCAUCUUGUUUACAUUCCUAUGAUUGUAAUUUCUUGAAAUUAACUAUUAAACUGAGCAUAAUGUCUACGAAAUGAUACAGGCAUAUGAGGAACUUCUGGAACUAUGGCCAAAUACCCAGUAAUUUGUGUAAAGUUUGAUAAAAUGAAUGAAUUUCUCCCUAAGAGAAUAAAUAUGUUAAGUUUUGCCAGAAGAAAAUGUAUAUAAUUUUACAUUUAAUUUUACUAAUAAUUUGAAAACAUAGAGCAAUAUUUUUUAGAUGAUGUGAUUUCCAACUCGUGGCACACCAAACCUCCCCCACUGCUGAGGCAAAAUAGUUUGGAUGAAGAUUUAUAUGGUUUAAAAUUCAUCAUAUCUUACUGUCUACUGACUCUUCCAGGAGCUUUCCUUUAAAACAUUUGGUUUGUAUGCACACACACAUGCAUACUGAUAUAGUUACUUUUCUCUCAAAGUUUUCAUUAAUCUAAUUAAGAAGGACUGUUCUUCACAAGACAAAUUCUCAAGCUAAUCCAUGCUGUUUAAUGAAACAACUUAGACAAAGUUCUUUGAGACAUGCCGAACUUAUGCGUACAGAAGAAUCUUGCUGAGGUAGAUGAAGAACGCCUUGGAGAAGGUUGUCAAUCAUUUCAAUCAAAAAAUUAGAUAAGGCCCACAUCAACACCAGAAGUGAGCCGGAAUCUUAAUACAAAAUAAGCAAAAUGCUAGUACAUAAAAUUUUAGAAAGUCUUAGAGUGAUUUCUUUAAAUGGUGGUUGAUACAGCAAAAAUUAGGAAGGUAAAUCAAUUGAAUUAGUGGCAUUAAAGCUGUUUCUGAAGAGGUCUAAUUACACCAGCUUUACUUGUGUUUUUAAUAAAUGAUGGUAACAUGACACCAAAAUAGCAAAGAAAUUUUUCGUACAAAUCUUUUUAUAGUUAGGUGUAUAUAUAUAUAUAUUCAAUGAGUGUAUAUACUUACUCCAAUUAAUGCAACUUGGAAUGACCAUAUGCAAUGAAAUAAUGACAGAUUGUAGUAUGACACGAUCACACUGUUGCACAUGAUGUCAUCAUGCCAAAACACUGCUGUACUCCAUCUUUAAAUAAUAAUAGGUUUGUCAAAUGUUUUCAUGUGUUGUUUUGAAAAGAAUACUAUGUAUCAUUGAAUAUAUGAAUGGUAAAAUUAUUUCUUUUUUAUAUGUGAAAUG
Stegostoma tigrinum is the source of this 9140-nucleotide messenger RNA. Its product is annotated as phospholipid-transporting ATPase ID. Bases 364 to 3843 code for a protein of 1159 amino acids. The transcript is spliced from 28 exons. Gene Ontology annotation, molecular function: magnesium ion binding; ATPase-coupled intramembrane lipid carrier activity; ATP binding. Gene Ontology annotation, cellular component: plasma membrane. Gene Ontology annotation, biological process: Golgi organization; phospholipid translocation. The record is from RefSeq and is a predicted model, not a curated record. Lineage: Eukaryota; Metazoa; Chordata; Chondrichthyes; Orectolobiformes; Stegostomatidae.